This is a messenger RNA of Homarus americanus (American lobster), 1919 nucleotides long. RefSeq names its product protein FAM107B-like. NCBI's taxonomy places the organism in Eukaryota, Metazoa, Arthropoda, Malacostraca, Decapoda, Nephropidae. The record is from RefSeq and is a predicted model, not a curated record.
GUCGAGUUUGUGUUUGUGUGUUUUGGUCGUUCUUGUAAAUAGUUAUGCCUCUCAAAAAGUAUAUACGCGCCCCGGUGGAGGAGGUACCAAGUAUCAAGGAGAAGCUCGCUUUCUUCGAGCAACAGGGCCGAGAGGUUGUUUAUGGAGCGAUGAUCCCAGAUCCUGACUACAGUGACGAAGAAAGAGACACAAACAAGCCAACAGCCACUACCAUGGUUGAGAGGAAUAAUCAAGUCAACUCUAACGACGAGAAUCAGGAGCAACAGAAACUACAGCCAGAGCCAGGACAGGGGGGCAGGAUGGACGGGCGAGGUCUGAUUAUGCCCACCGUUAACCCCUGUCUAGAGUCCUCCAAAAAGAACCUCCACAGAGAACUGAUGUUUAACCAGAAAAGGGGUGUCAACUUGCUCAACCAGAAGAGUGAGCUGCAGAAGGCCAUGGAGAAGCACAACGACAAGAAGGUCCUCAAGGAACAGGAGAAAGAGAAGCAGGCCUCUUUGACACCCUUCCAGAAAGCCUUAGACGAACGAGCACACAAGAUUGAACAGAUGGAAAAAGCUGAGAACAAGGACGAGAUAAAUGACAAGACUCCACCAUCCUGUGAAUUUGAGAAGAUCCACGCCAAAUUACGAGCCAAGAUGGAGGUUCAGUGAAAUACCCCCCCCCCUGCUCCCCUCCUCUAAUUCCCCUCCCCCCCCCCGUGUUACGAGUUACUAUUGUGAAGAACUUAAGGAGAUUUUUACUAUUAUUAUUACUAUUAUACAGAUAAAUUUUUAAUAUAGUGGGAAAGAGUACUAGUUUGUGGUGUAUUUUGAGUUUGUGGCCUUCAAGUGUUUGGUUGAAUUCUUUUUAUUAUUGGGUACACGAACCAGAGAGCUUUCACAUUAGGAACUUUAUAUACAUGUUAUAUAUCACAUACUUUUCACUCAUAGAAUAAUAUACAUGCAUUCAUAACUAUUUUCAUACAUACCUACAUACAUACAUACAUACAUAUAUACAUAAAUUUACACAUGCAGUUAUAUAUUACCUACGUAUAUAUACUUAUGACCUCCAUCCAUACGUACUGUUCAUACAUAUAUACAUAUACAGUAUAGAUAUAUACAUAGAUAUUUACUCGUCCCAUGUAUAGAAGUCACCAUAAAUCAUCAAUCCUUCUCAUAACCACAAGACAUUAAUAUUUUUACCGCCUUGUGUCUCAGAUUAAAUACGUUUUUUCCUUCUUCCUCUCCUAAUAUAUAUAUAUAUAACUUAACAAGAAGAUCGAGCCAAGAUUGUCAGGGUGCCGACAGUUGUGUGUGUGUAUAUAAUUUGUGAUGGUAUAUUGCUGAGCUGCACCAGUAAAUCACUCCCUCCCUCCUCCCACCUUCCCACUUCCCACCCUACACCCCUCCCCCCCACCCCCACCCCCAACAUGAUCAGCACAAUACAGCAGUUUUAAUUUUCUUAUCAAUUUAUGUAUUCAGUAAAGAUAUCAGAGAUAAGAUGGUAGGAUUUUUUUCUGCACAGUGAGGUGGUGAUAUAUGUAGUAUGGUCACCCCUCCCCCCCACACAGUGAGGUGGUGACGUGGUACAGUCACCCCCCACAGUGAGGUGACAUGCAGUAGUCACCCCCCACAAGACAAUAAGUAGUCUAUUGCUCAAGUCGCCAAUAACAUCCGCUACUUGGGUGCUAAUCAGAUGCCUUCACCAUUUAUACAUUAGGUGUUACUUCUGCUUGUGUUGAUGUAUGGGGAUAACAAUUAUUCAUUACUGAUCAUAUCAAUCAUCACUGAUUUUCUAUUCAGUCGUUAUCAAAAAAUGUAAAAUUUGCUCUACAACUAAACCAGUUUCCCUUGGGAUUAUUUCUUGCAUUGCAAUUAAUACGCAGUUAAUUAUAAGGUAUGAUAAUGUACAAGUGUAGAAAUAAAUAAGUAUACUUU